AUGGCUGCUCCACACCAGUACCACCAACCGAAUGCGCCAGACGAGGACUCUGACCUUGAACUAGACUUGGAGGAGUUGGACCCUCUGGCAUCUCGCUCACAGGCAGCCGCCACGCCGCCGCCACGUAAUUCCAAAGACAAGAGGAGGCCAUACCAUGAGCUAGGCGCAAGGAUACCGCUGAGGAACUUGAGAGUAGGCAGACUACGAGCAAGUAAGAAGAAGCAGGAGGCUGAAGAGGACGACUUGAGGGGCCUAUUAGACGACGAUGAAGGGCCAAAGAGGGACUCGGCUGGUAGCUAUGGUCAGUCUGGGGAGGACGACUCACCCUUACUACCAGCGCAGCGGACUGCCCAAAGACACCAACCGCCAAAAAGUACCAUGUCAAGAUUAGGGUCGAGCAUGCGAAUACCGAGCUUCCUUUCGCGACAUAGCAGCGCUGCUAUAAAACUCGAUGAGGAUGGCGAGGAAGAUGCGGAAGAGGAGCAUGAUCCAACCACGCAGCGGACCAUUUCUGUCGGCCAGCUUCAAACUUCAAGGUUCCCGGCAAAUGCGGUUUCGAAUGCAAAGUACACACCCUGGAGUUUUCUUCCACGUACUUUGUACAACGAGUUCUCCUUCUUUAUCAACAUGUAUUUCUUGCUGAUUGCGCUGUCGCAAGUCAUACCCGUAUUGCGAAUUGGCUACCUUUCGACCUACGUCGCCCCACUAGCCUUUGUCAUAACCAUAACUUUGGGAAAAGAGGCCAUGGAUGAUAUCGCCCGACGGCGAAGAGAUGCAGAAGCUAACUCCGAGGGCUACACAGUACUGAAGUUUGAGGAGAACAGUAAAGGAACUGGCGUUGCCCCAGGCAGAAGUUCGCAAAGGCAGAAGCGCAAGGGACUGGCAACCUGCACUUACUGGGAGGUUACAAAACCUUCUAGGAGCCUCAAAGUCGGCGAUGUGGUCAAACUUGGAAAGGACCAAAGAGUACCUGCUGACAUGGUGCUUCUGAAGAGCCAUUCCACCGAUAUUAGCGCUGCUACCCCAGCUGGCGCAAAUGCACAAAGCCCAUUGGUCCCGUUGAUCGAUAGUGAGGAGCCUAUGGAUACUGCAAAGGCCGACAACGUCGCAACGAGCGGGUCUUCAGGUGAAGCCUUUAUCAGAACCGAUCAACUGGAUGGUGAAACUGAUUGGAAAUUACGCCUUACUUCUCCACUGACACAGAACCUGGAUGUUGGAGAAUAUACGCGACUUCGAGUUGUCGCUGGUAAACCAGACAAAAAGGUCAAUGAAUUUUAUGGGACUGUGGAGCUUCUGCCCAAGAGCCAACGGCACUACGAUCCCCACGACAGUGAGCAACCUUCCUCAUCUGAAGAGGCACAGUCAGCUCCUCUUAGUAUUGAUAACACCAUUUGGGCGAACACGGUCGUGGCGUCGAGCUGCAGUCUUCUUGCAGUAGUGGUAUAUACUGGGCCCCAGACGCGCCAGGCGCUUUCGACUUCGCCUUCAAGAUCCAAAACAGGUCUACUGGAACUGGAGAUCAACUCGCUCACCAAAUGGCUAUGCAUCUUUACUCUCUCGCUGUCCUUCAUCCUCGUAGCGCUCGCACGGUUUCAAGAAAUCCAAGGUCGGCAAUGGUGGGCUUCUAUGCUACGAUUUCUCAUUCUGUUCUCGACCAUUGUCCCUGUGGGUUUGCGUGUCAAUCUUGACAUGGGAAAGUCAGUGUAUGCAUGGUUUAUCCAUCACGACGAAAGCAUCAAAGGAACGAUUGUCCGCACUAGUACCAUUCCUGAAGAUUUGGGUCGGAUAGAAUAUCUAUUGAGCGAUAAAACAGGAACGCUGACACAAAACGGCACCGUCUCUUAUGCAAACGAGGCCAUGGACGAGGUAUCCUCGUAUGUGCGCCAGUGUUUCACACCGCCCGCUGGAGAAACCCCCUCACUCGUCACACCGUCAUCCGCUUACAUUGCGCCUCUUACUUCUGCCACACGUACCCGCAGGGAAAUUGGGUCACGAGUGCGCGACGUUGUGCUGGCGCUAGCGCUCUGCCAUAAUGUAACACCAACGACAGAGGAAGAGAAUGGUGAAGAAGUGACUACCUACCAAGCAUCAUCUCCGGACGAAAUCGCCAUUGUACGUUGGACCGAGGCCGUUGGCUUAAAGCUCCUGUCCCGAGACCGCGAGUCCAUGACUCUCCUUUCAUGUGAUAGCGGAAAACAAGUCGUCAAAGUCCGCAUCUUGAAUGUUUUUCCAUUCACAUCGGAAGGCAAGCGCAUGGGUAUUGUCGUGCAGUUCUAUCAUGGACCUGCAUCUUCGCCGAUUGACGAGGAUGGGGAGAUUUGGUUUUACCAAAAAGGCGCAGAUACCGUCAUGACGUCGAUUGUCGCCGCCAACGACUGGUUAGAUGAAGAGACGGCAAACAUGGCCCGUGAGGGACUCCGCACUCUAGUUGUGGGCCGCAAAAGGCUAUCGUCUCAAACAUACCAGGAGUUCACCACCAAGUACGCGCAGGCCUCUCUUGCCCUCAGCAACCGUGACGCUUCCGUUGCUGGUGUUGUUAAAGAAUACCUCGAGCAUGACCUAGAACUCCUUGGCGUCACAGGUGUCGAGGACAAACUACAAAAGGAUGUCAAGCCUUCUCUCGAGCUCCUUCGCAACGCGGGUAUCAAGAUCUGGAUGUUGACUGGUGACAAGGUCGAGACGGCGCGUUGCGUAGCCGUCAGCUCUAAACUGGUAGCACGUGGGCAAUACGUGCACACAAUUGCCAAGCUGAAACGCAAAGACCUUGCAUCCUCGUCUCUCGACUUUCUCCGUGGGAAGCUCGAUUCCUGUCUGCUUAUUGACGGCGAAUCGCUUGCGCUCUUUCUGCAGCAUUUUCGCCAGGAAUUCAUAAGCGUUGCUGUACAACUUCCCACUGUUGUCGCAUGCCGAUGCUCUCCCACACAGAAAGCAGACGUCGCGCGCCUGAUUCGGGAGUUCACCAAGAAGCGGGUAUGCUGCAUCGGCGACGGCGGCAACGACGUAUCCAUGAUCCAAGCUGCCGACGUUGGUGUUGGUAUUGUGGGCAAAGAAGGUCGCCAGGCCUCCCUCGCUGCCGACUUUUCGAUUGAACAAUUCUGUUACCUUGUCAAACUGCUCGUCUGGCACGGCCGCAACUCAUACAAACGCUCUGCCAAACUCUCUCAGUUUGUCAUUCAUCGCGGGCUGAUCAUUUCCAUCUGCCAAACGGUCUUUUCGAUUGCCAGCAGUUUUGAGCCCAAUGCUUUGUACAAGGACUGGCUCUUGGUCGGCUAUUCGACCAUCUACACAAUGAUGCCGGUCUUUUCCCUUGUCCUGGACCGCGAUGUGGACGAGAGCGUCGCGAAUCUGUAUCCCGAGUUGUAUGCCGAACUCAAGACAGGCCGGUCGCUAUCGUACAAGUCGUUCUUCAUCUGGGUCGCUGUGUCCAUCUACCAAGGCUCCAUUAUUCAGGGGUGCAGCCAGCUUCUUAUUGGUGUGGGACACGCGACAGACGCAGGCGAGACUGCGGAUCCGACAUUUCUUAAGAUGGUGUCUGUUUCCUUCUCGGUGCUUAUUGUCAAUGAAUUGAUCAUGGUGGCCAUGGAAGUCACAACGUGGCAUUGGAUCAUGAUUGCGAGCAUUGUGGGAACAGCAGGUAUCUACUUUGGCUCUGUGCCGUUUCUGGACGAGUAUUUUGAUCUCGCGUACGUGGGCAGCAUGGCGUUUUGGUGGAGAUUUGCGGUCAUUGCAGCAAUCAGUUUGUUACCACCAUAUGCAGUCAAGCUGCUGAGAAGGACGUUGAAGCCACCUAGUUACCGCAAGGUGCAAGGUGUUUAA
Messenger RNA from Bipolaris maydis ATCC 48331, 3816 nucleotides. NCBI's taxonomy places the organism in Eukaryota, Fungi, Ascomycota, Dothideomycetes, Pleosporales, Pleosporaceae. The record is from RefSeq and is a predicted model, not a curated record.